This is a messenger RNA of Danio rerio (zebrafish), 3614 nucleotides long. The record is from RefSeq and is a predicted model, not a curated record. Lineage: Eukaryota; Metazoa; Chordata; Actinopteri; Cypriniformes; Danionidae.
UGGACGCGGGUUUUUUCCGCGGCACCAGUGCGGAGCAGGAUAACCGCUUCAGCAACAAACACAAGAAACUCUUGAAGCAGCUGAAGUUUGCAGAAUGUCUGGAGAAAAAGGUGGAUAUGACCAAGGUCAACCUGGAAGUCAUCAAGCCCUGGAUCACCCAGCGUGUGACAGAGAUACUUGGCUUCGAGGAUGAUGUGGUCAUUGAAUUUGUCUUUAACCAGCUGGAGGAAAAGGCCUGAACCAAUAUGGAUCUUAUUCCUUGCAUCUGAAGUAUAGCACCAACUCCUAAUUAGAUCUCAACUGAGCCCAAAGUCUCUCUGAAUCCAACUCUCCCUUGAUGAUGAGCUUUAUUUUUUGAGAAUCCAGAUGGAAAGAUGAUGCAGAUUAAUUUGACAGGUUUUCUGAAUGGAAAGAAUGCUCGGGAGUUCAUGAAAGACCUCUGGCCACUGUUGUUAAGCGCCCAGGAGAACAUUGCCGGUAUCCCAUCAGCCUUCCUGGAGCAGAAGAAAGAGGAGAUCAAACAGAGACAGAUUGAACAGGAGAAACUCGCCUCUCUAAAAAAAGUAGAUGAAGAUAAAAGGGAGAAGGAGAACAAAGAAAGAGCUCAGUCAAAAAGCCCUAAACGGAGAAAGUCUCGCUCCCCUGUGAAGCGUGAUCGUAAAUCCAGUCCUUCUCGUUCUCGCUCUCCUCGACGAAAAAUAAGCCCAGCCGCUUCACCACCUUCCAGUCCACCCAAUCAUAAAGAAGAACCGAAGCGAGAACCAGACCAGUCAGAGAGCUCUAAACCAGAGCCACUCAUUCAGGAAGCUUCAUCUACCAGUGAUCUUGUGACUGAGAUGAAGCCGGACUCAGUGUCAGAGCCUGUGAAAGAGUCCUCUCCAGACAAAACGUCAAAAUCAGAGGACCGGCCUAAACCCAGGGACAGGGAGAAGGAUGGGCGCAAAGAUCGUCCACGCCACCGCUCUCGUUCUCGAUCACCUCGCUCACGCAGACGACCUCGAUCCCGCUCUAGGUCAUUCUCUCCUCGCCGGAGAACAAGUCCCAGGAGGCGAAUCUCUCCGAGACGGAGGAGUCCUCCUAGACGCCAGCCUCCCUCUAGACAUAGACGUAGCCGCUCACCUGUUCGCAGGCGGCGGUCUCGCUCCCGCUCCUCCUCAGGCAGCUCCUCCUCUCGGUCGCCCCACAAGAGAGCAGGAAAACGAGGGUCAGCGACCCCACCCAGAAAACUUGCACGUCGCACGGACCUCUCCAGCCCCCCAAGAAGACGAGGCCGCAGUCCUUCAGGACCAGACACCAGCCCUUCAGCUGGGAAGCACAGGCCUGGUGGAAGAAAUGACUCUCGCUCUCCCUCUCCAAAACCCAGGCGAUCUGAUGCAUCAGAUUCAGAGGAGGAUAAGUUGGGCAAAGGGUCAACAGCAGAUUCUGUCCAGCAGCGACGUCAGUAUCGCAGACAGAAUCAGCAAUCCUCUUCAGACACAGGUUCAUCCUCUUCAUCUGAAGAUGAAGGUCCAAGGAGGCAGAAUAGAGGUGCAGGUGCCAGGAAUGGAGAAAUCAGGAGGAGACGGAGUCAUUCACCUGCCUCACCACGGAGGCGGCACAGAGAUGCAUCCCCAAGAAAAAGACGUUCUCCGUCACCUCCUGGACGUAGACAUCGUUCACAAUCUCCUGUUCGCCGCCGCAGGUCACCCUCUCCUCCCCCAAGACGCAGGUCUCCAUCUCCACCUCCCCGGCGAUUUACUCCCCCAAUUCAGCGUCGAUACAGUCCCCCCUCCCCUUCUCCAGCCCAAAAGAGACGGUCAUCAGGGUCUCCCCCCAAACGAAGAAGGUCUCCUUCACCCAUGCCCAAGCGUAGAAUACCUCCUUCACCUCCCCCCAAACGCAGAAUGUCUCCAUCACCUCCCCCCAAACGCAGAAAGUCUCCAUCACCGAUGUCAAAACGCAGAACAUCUCCAUCGGUGUCAAAACGUAGAACAUCGCCUUCCCCUGUGGCUAAACACAGAAGGUCUCCAUCACCCAUGUCUAAACGUAGAACAUGUGCUUCACCUGUGUCUAAACGCAGAAAUUCUCCCUCACCUGCCCCGCAACGUAGAAGUUCUCCUUCUCCCAUGCCCAAGCAUAGAGGGUCACCUUCCCCUGUGACUAAACGUCACACCUCUCGAUCCCCCAAAAGGAGUCGUGGCACCAGUCCAGGAAAAAGACGUACUCCACCCUCUUCUGCUUCACCUCCUCCUCGUCACCGCCGAAACUCUCCAAAUCCCCCUGCAGCCCAACGGGGCAGAGACACCCGGUCCUCUCCCCCUGCCCACACUACCCGAGUGUCUUCCAGUCCUCCAGGUAGAUAUGGAGCCUCUGGUUCCUCCCCGCAGAGACAAAGACGGCAGACAUCCCCAUCACACAGCACCAGACCCAUUCGCAGGGUUUCCCGCACUCCAGAACCGCGCAAAUCGCAGAGAGGUUCUCAGAGUCCUCCGCCAGAAAGGAGGCAGGUUUCACGUUCACCAUCUGCUUCUCCUCCUCCGGCUCAGAAGCGGCCUGCUUCAGUCUCACCCUCUCGCUCCACUAGCCGUUCUCCACCUCCACCAGCCAAAAAGAACAGCAGUGUCUCCCCGAGCCCUUCACCUAACAAGAACUCUGAUGCAGAAGGUGGUAAGAAGAAGAAAAAGAAGAAAGAAAAGAAACACAAGAAAGAUAAGAAACACAAGAAGCAUAAGAAACAGAAAAAGGAGAAGGGUGGAGAAGAAAAGAGUGGUGGGGCAACAGGAGGACAUGGACCGGAAGCAGAGCCAGACUCUGACCAGAAAAAGGAAUCAGAGAGUGAAGUAGAAGACAGUUUGGAUGAUCUGGAGAAGCACCUACGUGAGAAAGCUCUCCGCUCAAUGAGGAAGGCCCAGAUGUCUCCAUCGUCUCAGUCCUGAGGGCAUCUCUCCUGCACCCCACAUUUCCCUUUUUCUCUUCCACUCUCUGCAUUUUAAAUGUUUGAUGUUGGUUCAGCUUUAGAAUGUACAAAUUGUUAAAAUUCACCCUAGACUUUUUUUUUCAUUUGUUUUGGAAUUGUUUUUUUAUUUUUAUUUUGGCAUGUUUAUUGCUGAAGUGUUUUAUGAUAUAGAAAUGAGUGAGCAGCUGAAGUUUCUCCAUCAGAUUUUGACCCUUACCACUUAAAUACUGUCAAGAAGAAAUGUUCCAAACAAAACUUUUUUUAGUCCCCACACCCCUCACCUCCUGUGUUGCUUUUACAGUCAUGAUGAAAAAAAAAUGAAAAGCUUAUUUGCCGUUCUGAGUUAAUAAUGUACGAGUUAGCCUAUAGAUUCUCUCUUAACCUUCGCGGGACUUUUUACGAGAGUUUUGUUUGCAUGGACGGCAGACCCCAGCGUGUUUGUCCUCUUGUGUGCAUGAUCCAUAAAGUAAAACUGCUCUCUCUGUUCAUCUGAGCAUUGUGGCAGUGCUUGAGAGCUCCACUGUACACAUGAGAACAAAUCCGAAGUCUGUUUUCAUCUCUCUCUUUUUUUUUUGUUGCUUAUUUUUUGUAACCUAAGUUGUGUUUGACAUUGUUGGACCCUGCAGAAAUGUCUGACUUUGAAGAAAGUCACAUUAAAUUGAAAGAAAAAUGUCUCAAA